CGUUGUGGAGUUGGGUCGUUGGAGCACGGAGGCCUCGGCGGGGGGCGGGCAGCCAGGUAGUGAGUGCGGAGUGCGGCACCGCGCGCAGCCCGGGAGUGAGGUUAGUCUCUGGAGAACAAGCCCGAGGAGAAGAGUUGGCGCGCCCGCGGCAGGAACGGCAGCAACAACAGCAGCGGCAGCAGCAGCACCGGCGGUCCAGGUGGGGUGGGUCCCAGAGUGCUGCAUCCCCGCCGAGAAGCACAAGCCGGGCAAGAUGGGCGAGAAGGAGCCUCCCCCCAGCCCCACGCCGCACCGGAGGCUCCUACUCAUGCAGGUGCUCCUCGGCGUGGUGGCCAACAUGGGCGGUCUCUCCGCCGGCGCCAACCUGGGCUUCUCCGCCGUCGCCCUGCCCCAGAUGAGGCACCCCAACUCCACUCUGACCGUCACUGCUGAGGAGGCAUCCUGGAUCGCGGGUGUGGCCGCGCUCGCGACCCCCGUGGGCUGCCUGCUGAGCGGCUGGCUCCUGGACCGGCUGGGGCGGCGUCCCGCGCUGCUCUGGCAGAACGUCCCCGCCCUGCUGGGCUGGCUGAUGCUCGCACUGCCCCUGGACGAGCUGCUCGGCUUUGGCAACGGCCUCGGCCUCGUGUACGGCGGCCGCAUCCUCACCGGCCUCGCCACCGGCAUGGGCUCCGUGCCCGGCACCGUGUACGUGGCCGAGGUGGGCCUCAAAGAGCUGCGAGGGAUGCUCGUCACCUGGACGUCCAUUGCCAUCUCCUUGGGAAUCGUCGUUGUGUACGUGAUCGGCGCGGUGCUGCCGUCGUGGCGCCUGGUGGCCGCCGUGUGCGCCGUGUUCCCGCUCCUCACGCUCGUGCUCGUCUACGCGGUGGCGGUGGAGAGCCCAGUCUGGCUGCUGGGCCGCGGCCGGGUCGCUGAGGCCAGGGCCGCCCUGGCGCGGACCCGCCUGGCACGCUCGCCCGCCGAGGCGGACGACGAGCUCGCCGCCCUCCUCCGCGAACGUCCCCCGCCUCCACCGCGCGCGGCCGGCGGCAAGGCGCCGACCGGGAUACGCGGCGUGCUCCGGGACCUGCGCCGCCCCGAGUGCUGGAAGCCGCUGCUCAUCAUGAACGCCUUCUUCCUCUUCCAGCAGCUCAGCGGUGUGUUUGUCGUCAUCUUCUACGCCGUGGACAUGGUGGUGGAGGCGGGCGUGGCCGCGGACCCGUACCUCGUCGCCGUCAUGAUCGGCCUGGCCCGCCUCCUGGUCACGUUCGUCACCGGCUUCCUCUCCAAUAAGGUUGGGCGCCGUCCGCUCGCCAUCAUCUCCGGGGCCGGUAUGACGGUGUGCAUGAUGGCGCUGGCGACGCACCUGCUGCUGCAGUCCGGGUCAGCGGCCGGCGACCUUCUGCAGCCGAGACCAUGGCUGCCCGCUGCCGCCCUGGUCACCUUCAUCCUGGCCAGCACCCUCGGGUUCCUCACGCUGCCGUGGGCCAUGAUCGGCGAGGUCUUCCCCGUGCGCUUCCGCGGCGUGGCGGGCGGAUUCACCACCUGCUCGGCCUACUUGUACAGCUUCGCGGUGGUCAAGGCUCACCCUGGCGCCUCGCACGCGCUGGAGCGCCACGGCGUGUUCUUCUUCUACGGCGUCAUGGCGCUGCUGGGCACGCUGUUCGUGGUGCUCGUGCUGCCCGAGACCCAGGGCCGCAGCCUCAGUGACGUCGAGGAGUACUUCAAGGGGAGGAGAGGCCGGCGCCAAGGAGACGUCGACGCGGACACCGAAGCAGCUGCGCGACUUCAGCCGGAGAAGAUAUCGACCGAACUCAAAAGUAUGAACGGAGUCAUCCCGCCCAAGACGUGACUCGCUUUUCUCGCUGAGUAUCCAAAGUGACUUCACUCCCCCUUGGCUCUGCGUCAACGCCAUAUUGUGCACGGUGGUAUCAAGAGUACUCGACUCUUAAAUACCACUUUGAUACUUCUCUGAUCUCAGACUGCUGUUCUUUAUCUUGUUUGGUGGGACCUCUGGAAAACAAAAACGGCUAUUUGUUCUACAUAGAAGUCCUAUGAACUCUGCAAACACCAGAAAACCAUUGAAUUGAUAAUAUGCGAUACUGUGGCUAUCAUCGAACAAUUUAUGUAAGGUAACUAAUUUUACAGUUCAAGACACAAUAAUGCAUUUAUAUAAUUUUAUUUUGUCUGUUCUAGAGACUGAAAUUCUGAGUUGUGCCAUUGUGAUACUGCUUUCAUCAUCAAAUCUCAUUACACGAUAUUAUCAGUAUUUAUAAAUAAUGCAAAUAGAUUGUAAGUUUCAUUUGUACUUUAGAUGCAUGUCAUUUCUUACAAAGUUUUAAUAAUAAAGAU
This is a messenger RNA of Frankliniella occidentalis (western flower thrips), 2328 nucleotides long. Its product is annotated as facilitated trehalose transporter Tret1. Gene Ontology annotation, molecular function: transmembrane transporter activity. Lineage: Eukaryota; Metazoa; Arthropoda; Insecta; Thysanoptera; Thripidae. The coding region runs from base 254 to 1828 and encodes 524 amino acids. The transcript has 5 exons. Gene Ontology annotation, cellular component: membrane. Gene Ontology annotation, biological process: transmembrane transport. The record is from RefSeq and is a predicted model, not a curated record.